AUGCGCCAUGGCACCUCUAGUGUCGCAGCGGUACGGCUGGAUAAUUGGCUACCUGGAGGACCGUGUCUGUGUGUGGCACAGCAUGCUGCACUCGUCUUUAUUGCACUCGCGGCGACGUGUGCAGACGAGGCCGCGUCGCACGAAUACAGGCCGCUAUCGACCGUGGCCCGCAUUCCAUUCCACGCACGCAUUCUCGCGAUAGAAUGUGUGGAUGUAGCGCCAUGCACGCCGUCGCAAGGAUCCGACCGGAUUCUCAUUCUCACUGACCAUCCCAUUCCACGCCUGAUUGUGCUGCGCCGCGCCACAGCAGCCGACCACACAGACCCGACGCUGCCCAAUCCGUGGCCCGAAGUGUGUACAGAAGCGGUGAUCCUUCUCCAAGAUUUAGCACGUCCUCCUGCGGAAAUGGGAAUCGGUCUUUGUGUGGAGCCAGCGAUCGGCGAUGCUGCUACGCAUGGGCGUUGGGCAGCGAUCCAUACGCAUACAGGCCAGAUGCGCAUGAUACCAAUGGCAAAGCACGAUGCUCCACAACGUGUUGUAGAAACAGACAAGGCCUUCAACGCGCGACUUCCGCAUGUGAUGCUGCUGGACAGUGCAUUUCUGGCGCCCAGCGACCAUGCAGCCCCUGUCGUAGCGUGCCUGAGCGUGUCGAGCAAACCGUCGCAGAUUGAAGGAUUUGGCGAGCAGUACAUGCCAGUGCUGUCUUUCCACACGCCCAACGACCAAACCGAGCAGCUCGAUCCAGUCGUGUGGUGCGGCACGCGGCAUAUGCCGGAACAGGCGCAGGCAGCCUCUUCGCGACGCACUUCGCCGACCGCGAGGAAGAAACACCCCGCGUCCUCUGGACGGAAUUUGGAUGCAGAGGUGCGCAACCGGCGCGAGCGUGCGUGGCUCAAAGACCCUGUCGUGCACGCACAUGUCCCGCUGCCGAAAAAAGAUGCGCGCACGGCGCACCGAAUUUUGCCUGUAUCUGCCCACGCAGGCGGCGGUGUGCUUGUUUUUUGCGAGCACAGUAUCCUGUACGUACCGCCACCGCUGCUCAAGUCUGAAACGUGCAAGCAAGGCGCACAAAAAGAGUCCAAGCGGCGCACGCGCGAGGAAAAAGCGCCCGAGGACAGCAUGGCGAGCCAAGUCGCCUCGCCCAAGCGGCGGCGCCAUGUGCACGAGCAGGAAGAUGGCGAUGCAAGAGACGCUUUGCUGGGCAUCCAGCGCCUCGUGCAAGUACACACUCAGCAGCGGAUGCGGGUGUGCUCUGCAACGCUGCUUACUAGGUGCGCAACUCCCUCCUUGGAAGAGGUGCUUUUUGUCACCGAGGACGGGUCCAUGCUUGUGUUGCGCCUCUUUGCGGCCGAGCCGCACACGCCCGCGUGUGCCGCGAUGAAAAUAACGCGCAUCGGUACGUGCGCUGCGCCUGCGGAUCCCCGCGGCCUCUGCUACCUCGGCGACGGCUACGUGCACGUAAGCAGUACCGGCGGCGACACCACCCUCCUGCAUAUUUCCGAGAACGACGCGGUGUCCGAAGUGCACCGGUGGCCGAACUUGGGCCCGAUUGUCGACGUGGUCGCCGACUGCAAAGACAGCGAGCAGCAGCAGACGGCAUCGAUGCAGCGCAUGAUUACGUGUAGUGGCACAGGCCCGUCGUGCAGUCUUCGUGUGUUUUGGAGCGGCGUAUCCAUGACGAGCAUUGCAGCGCUGGACCUCGAGGGAUGCCUUUGCGUGCACGCCAUUACUGACCACCACGGCGCCACGGCCAUGCUUGCGCUUGUAUUUUCCACGCACACCUCUCUUCUGCAGUGGGGCGGCGAGAAUGCUUUGGAGGAUGUUUCGGACACAUACAGCACGAUGGGCGUUCCCUUGGCGCAGCGCCCGCUCUACAUUGGCGCUGUGCACGUCACGGGCUUUGAGGGCACGGCUUUUAUCUACGCGACAAGCGCACGCAUUAUGCUCCUUCUUGGCAAUGCGCAGUGUGUGGAAUGGGCGCCUCCAAACGACGCCGAGAUUGUGGCGCUGGACGCUGUGGACGCAGCGGUGCUGGUCGGACUGCAAGGCGGCGAGGUUGUGCUACUGUGUGUGGACCGCGGCCAAUGGGCCAUGACAGCAUCGUGUACCGUAGCGAGCGAGAUUGCAAGCGUCGCCAUGUCGCAGCGCGGCGCUUUUGAUCGUCUCUGCGCGGUGGGCAUGUGGAACCCUGCGUCCUUUGCUGUUUUUUCCGCGCACUUGGCGCCGAUACAAGGCAUGGAUGCAGUGCUGUGUCCCUUUCUCCCCCACUCGCUCCUUAUUCAGUCCUUUUCGCUUGGCGCAUGCACCAACAUCAUGGUCGGCCUUGCGAACGGCACGCUGCUAGUCUACGCCUAUACGCACGCCAAGUGUGUACUGUGGAAAGAGCUUGCGCUUGGCGCACGUCCUAUUCAGCUCGCAUGCUUCCAAACCGGAAACAUUGGAAAGUCGGCUAGCGAUUAUGCGGUGCUAGCGAUUGGCGAGCGCAGCACGAUUCUCUACGCCGAGGGCGCGUACCUGCGCUUCAGCGCGCUUCGGUGCACGGGCCUGCGCAGUGCCGCGCCCAUGUACUUGGAAAAGCAUGCGCCGGGCCUGGUGCUUGUGCACGCCUCGGUCCUUUUCGUGCAGCUCAAGAGCCUCCGUGAAAGUGAUAUCGAAACGGUACCGCUUCAUUCCGAGCAGGCGACGAGCAUUGCACACGAUGCAGCCUCCGACACCAUCAUCACCGCCGUAUGGCCAUCGCUGGACGAGCCAGGAGCGAGCAGCAGCGUGCAUGUUUUUACUCGCGACAGACUUGUGCCGGUCGCAAGCCAGGUACUUUUGCGCAACGAGCGCGCCAACUGCGUGGCAAGCGUGCACAGCGGCGACGACGCGUUUGUCGUCGUUGGCACUGGAUUUCAAGUGGGCGAUACAGAAGAGACGACUGCAGGCAGGCUCAUCGGCUUUUGCGUUUCGCACACUGGGCUUGAGCAGGUCUUUGCGCUCGACGUGCCGGGCAAUGUAUUUGGCCUGGUCGAAGCGGCUGGCUUCUUGGUCGCGGCGGUGAAUGCACGUGUGGAUACGUACAGCAUCGUACGCACAAACGGUGCAUUUGCACUGCAUCUUGCAUCGCGCUGGGGCUGCGCAUUUAUGGCAAGCUCGAUUGCCGUAGGCUACACCGAGGGCUCGCACACGCUUGUCAUUGGCGAUGCAAUGCGCUCCAUUACCGUGCUCGCACUUGACGCACACAGCGGCCAGCUUGUUGAGCGCGCGCGUGAUUUAGACCCUUACUGGACCUCGACCGUCGCCAUGUACGACGACACGCGCCAGGAGUACAUUGCCUCGGACAUUGGCAUGAAUGUGUUUGUCUCUGCGCGCGUGGCGGAAACCACCGAGCGCGCGUUUGGGCAUGCCAUGCGUCGCACCGCGUGCUUCCAUUACGGCGAUAUGCUCAACCGGUUUGUCUAUCCAAGCGGCGCAUCCACCGAUCCGCACUGCACACCCCGCGUCUAUUUCUGCACCGCGAGCGGCGCGCUUGGGCUUAUUUGCGAGAUUGGCGCGGAAUACAGCGAGAUCUUAGCGUAUGUCCAGCAAGCCAUGGCCGAGCUCGUUGCUACGCCCGGCGCCAUACCGUGGGAAGAGUGGCGCACGCUGCGCACAGAACACCGCGUCGUGCGCCCGACCAACUUCCUCGACGGCGACUUUAUUGCCUUUUUCCUUGCGUGCACCCCGGCACAGCGCGAGCGAAUUAUUGCCGUGGCGAAGCACCUCGCGCGGCGCAAGGAAAGUGCGUACACUACAGGGAUUACUAGCGAGCGCUUGGUGCGCAUGCUCGACGCAUUAGCGUGCAGUACGUGA
Messenger RNA from Malassezia vespertilionis, 3834 nucleotides. RefSeq lists its product as uncharacterized. Gene Ontology annotation, molecular function: protein binding; nucleic acid binding. The record is from RefSeq and is a predicted model, not a curated record. Lineage: Eukaryota; Fungi; Basidiomycota; Malasseziomycetes; Malasseziales; Malasseziaceae. The transcript has a single exon. Bases 1 to 3834 code for a protein of 1277 amino acids. Gene Ontology annotation, cellular component: site of double-strand break; nucleus. Gene Ontology annotation, biological process: proteasome-mediated ubiquitin-dependent protein catabolic process; DNA repair.